Molecule: messenger RNA, 1901 nt
Organism: Schistocerca serialis cubense
Lineage: Eukaryota; Metazoa; Arthropoda; Insecta; Orthoptera; Acrididae
Product: loricrin-like
Exons: 7
Coding region: 65-1144 (359 amino acids)
Biological process (GO): positive regulation of transcription by RNA polymerase II
Cellular component (GO): RNA polymerase II transcription regulator complex
Molecular function (GO): transcription coactivator activity
Source: RefSeq, a predicted model, not a curated record
CGCCACACCAGCAGCAGCUGCACAGCACCAACCAGAGCAGAAAAGCGUUCUCCUGCUCACAGACAUGGCCGCGCCGCGCACGACGCUGCUGGCCUUGUGCUGCCUCCUGGCGUCGUCCGCUGAAGUCUUCGGGUACGGCAGCAGACGCCUCGUACGCAGAGAUGCGCCACUGACGAGCUACGGAGCACCUUCCCGGCCGUCUUCCAUGUACGGAGCUCCUUCUGCAGGUGGAGGCGGGAAACCGUCGAGCAGCUAUGGAGCACCCGCCGGGCCUUCCCGGCCAUCCAGCAUGUACGGUGCACCAUCAUUUGGAGGAGGAGGAGGAGGCUUUGGCAACGGUGGUGGACGCGGGAAAAGCCACGGGGGAUUCGGCGGUGGAGGCGGAGGCGGAGGUGGAGGCGGAAAGUCUCGCCCGUCGAGCAGCUACGGUGCUCCGUCUUCUGGCGCUUCAGCUCCCUCAUCUAGCUAUGGUGCACCCUCGUCAGGUGGUGGCUCUUUCGGGGGCGGAUCCUUUGGUGGUGGCGGUGGAUCAUUCGGUGGUGGUAGCGGCGGCGGAUUUGCUUCUGCGCCAUCGUCUAGCUACGGAGCACCGUCAUCGGGAGGUGGAUCAUUUGGCGGAGGUGGAGGAGGAGGAAGCCUAUCAUCCAGCUAUGGAGCACCCUCAGCUGGUGGCGGAUCUUUUGGAGGUGGAUCUUUCGGAGGUGGAUCUUUCGGAGGCGGUGGAGGAGGAGGCAGCCUAUCAUCCAGCUAUGGAGCACCCUCAGCUGGUGGCGGAUCAUUCGGCGGCGGUGGAUCAUUUGGCGGCGGUGGUGGAUCGUUUGGCGGAGGUGGUGGAUCAUUUGGCGGUGGAGGCGCUGGUGGGUACAGUGGUGGUGGAGGAGGGUACAGCGGAGGUAAUGGAGGUGGCGGCGGGUACAGCAGCGGUGGUGGUGGAGGACACGGAGGUGGAGGCGGAGGAUACAGCAACGGAGGAGGUGGAGGAUACAGCAGUGGUGGCGGUGGAGGAUAUAGCAAUGGUGGUGGCGGAGGAUACAGUGGAGGUGGCGGCGGAGGUUACAGCGGAGGCGGCGGUGGAGGCGGACAUGGUGGAGGAAGUGGAGGUGGAGGCCAGGCGUAUGCCAGCAAUGGAGGAUAUGUCUACUAGAAUCCAGUCUCAACUGGUAGCCGCCUCUUUGCCAUUCCGAUUGCGCUUCUUUGAAGAGUGUUCAGCCUCCAUCUUUGCCAUAAUAGGAAGCUGCCUUAUUAUCAUGAGCGUUGAGGAAUGAUUGUUGAUCUAAUCGCCAUGUCUUAAGCAAUGCGUUUCCUGACAAUAUGCAUGGUACCUUUAUGCUCCCCAUUACAUAUGAGAAUUCGGCUAUGUUUCCUUUAAAAAAGCUUACCCUUUACUCCUCGUAAUUUCUGCGAAGGUACCAUUUUUAUAUUCAGCUGGGCCAAAAACGAAACAGCUGGAAUUUUGCUUAUUUUUUUCUCUCUAAUAAUAAAAUAUCAUUUUAUUACAGUCUUCUACCAUUCUGCACGGAAGUGAGACAAGUACAAAGGAGGGAGACUGGUAACUGUUUAAGUGUUAUUUAUAUAUCUCCAAAGAUUUUUCACAGUGUAAUGUUCUGAAGACAACAGAAGCUUAGCUUCGUGUCUGUAGCAAUCCAAACCGAUGUUUUCUCAGUUGAAAUUGUCUUGCGUAGGCUCCAAUACGAGACGUAGUUCUGAAAACAGAAUAGCGUACUGUUCACCAGCCAGCUCUCUGGACUGCUUCAGUCUCAUGACUUUGAGCAUUUGUAGUCCGAAGCACGAAUAAGUUAUUGGAAGUAUGGCGCUAAAUAAUCGGUUGUUACCUUAGAGAAACGACAGCAAGUCAUUACAGCCUGAGGUAGUGCUACGUGUUUUCUCUUUAAAAAAUAGAA